Messenger RNA from Ruditapes philippinarum (Manila clam), 1022 nucleotides. RefSeq lists its product as uncharacterized. The record is from RefSeq and is a predicted model, not a curated record. The transcript is spliced from 3 exons. NCBI's taxonomy places the organism in Eukaryota, Metazoa, Mollusca, Bivalvia, Venerida, Veneridae. Gene Ontology annotation, biological process: sleep; positive regulation of voltage-gated potassium channel activity; regulation of synaptic transmission, cholinergic. Bases 65 to 487 code for a protein of 140 amino acids.
UGUAUUUUAGGAACCAGAAACCUCAUAUGUACAACCACAACGAUAUGACUGCAGCAUUUUUAAGAUGGCAAGGUUGACCUUGACGUGGAUUAUCAUGAUGCUUCAAGGUUUAGGUGAGGGUCUGAAAUGUUUCAAAUGUGACAACCUGAGAAAUUCUGCAUGUGGUGUGAACUUUAAAUCAUACCAGUUUCCGCCAGAAAAUUGCCCAGGGUUCGAGUACAAGUGUGGCCUUCAACGACAAAGUCAAAGAGGAGAUUAUAUAGGAAUUAUAAGAGAUUGUUAUAAGAUAGGAUCACUACAAAUGGAAGAUGAAAGCGACAAAUGUCAUCAGAUAUCAUCCGAAGAUAACAGCACAUCGUUCUUAUUGUGUUUAUGUAGUGAAGACUUUUGUAAUAUAGCUUGCAAAACAUCAACAUGUAGUUAUAUAAUGAUUGUGAUAUCAUUGGUAUUAUUACUUGGUCUAGUUCAACAUCAUCAUGUUGUAUAAUACGAGUUUUGAUGUCAAAGGUCAUAUGUAUAUCUUGACCUAAUUAUAAAUGGACAAUAGCAACGUGCCUAAAAUUAACAAUUGUUUAUGUUUUUCACAAUUUCAUGAUAUCCAUUGAUCACAUUUUCUCUCAUUGUAAUAUUAUAACAUUUAUAUAAUUGUUUGUAUAAAAUGACGAUUUGCUAGUGUCAUCUGAUGAAUUAUAGAUUAUUCUACAGAAUCAUAACUCAUACUUCAGUCUUCAACUGUCUAAAGGUGUAUAACUCUACUCGAUAUAUUAUUUGAAAAAAACUAGACAGGAGAACGUUGACGUUUUUGACUUUUGACAAUGUUACACUUACAUUGUUUCACGAAAAUACACGUUCCCACUCUAAAAAAUUAUUUGACGAUAAUGCAUUAUUACAUAAUAGUCUAUCAGGAAAUUAUAUCUGCUUUGAGAGAGCCCCAAGGGCUUGGUAAACAAUUCAUAAUGAUUUAGAAACUUUAUUCAGCUUGAGAUAUGAUGCUUCUUUGUCAUCUCUGUAAAAUUUCAUAA